GCAACGCAUCUUGGAAGAAAUACUACUGAUAGCGCAUUUUUAUUGUAUAUACAUAUAUCUCAAUGGGGAAGGUUUCUUUCUUCAGUGAAUCCGUUCUAUCGAAGAUUUCUCCUCAACUAUCAUCGCCUAUCCGUCUCUUCCAUACACAUUUGCGCUUCAGUGCUCCAAAACGAUGCUGUCGUAGUCUAUUUGAGUUUACUCGGGGAGACUCGUACGCGUUCGGAGUGGGGUCGGCCGUUGCCACAACACGACGCUUCAAUCCGAACGGUGUGCAUAUCACUCCGAUUACACAGCAUCCGGAGUACGUUUCGAAGCUUACUGAGCUUAACGAAAGCUUUGAAGAAGCAAGAGAGCUCAUCAAGGAUUCGUUCGACAGCGCUGGUACUGUUUAUUUUGCAGAAGAUCUAAACGAUGCCAAGGAGCAGACUAAUAAAACACUUGAAAAAUGGAAAGAACUUGUACAGUGGCUCGAGGAUCGUGGUGAAGUAUUGACGUUGGAACAGUUUCGAAGGGAAACGACGCUAAAAAUGAAUCAAUUAGAAGAGGAAUUGGAUGCUGCUACGUGCAAAGGUCAAAGUUAAAGAGGUCUCAAUUUGUGAAACAACACUAUUACUAGUAAUGACUUAUGAAAUUGUGACUGCACACUUUCUACACAUGAAUAAAAU
Messenger RNA from Phytomonas sp. EM1, 665 nucleotides. Lineage: Eukaryota; Euglenozoa; Kinetoplastea; Trypanosomatida; Trypanosomatidae. The record is from the annotation of a GenBank genome assembly.